Molecule: messenger RNA, 859 nt
Organism: Xiphophorus couchianus (Monterrey platyfish)
Lineage: Eukaryota; Metazoa; Chordata; Actinopteri; Cyprinodontiformes; Poeciliidae
Product: hemicentin-2-like
Exons: 3
Coding region: 21-695 (224 amino acids)
Source: RefSeq, a predicted model, not a curated record
UAAAGGUUUCCUGGAGCUUCAUGUUCCUGCUGACAGGAGCCGCGGCCCAAACCAUCCGGUACCAGUUUGGAUCGACCUGUGCAGUGAGAGGAUCGACUGUCAUCCUGCCCUGUUACUUCACUCCUCUGAAAUCUUUCUCUCCUGAAGGAAGACAGAUUCCUCUGAGGGUCGUCAGAGUUCGCUGGUGUAAGAAUCAUCCGAUCUGUCAGGGAACGACUCCGUCUGUUUACGACAGCAACUCAACGGCCAGAGAGCCUCGGUUUCAUUACCUGGGCAACAUGGAGGCAAAGUGCACUCUGCAGAUCAGAGACAUUAAGAUGGAGGACAUGGGAACCUUUAGAUUCAGGAUGGAAGCAGAUAAUUCUGCUGGACAUUUUACAAACCCGACUGGAGUCACAAUCUCAGUGGCUGAUCUGAUCAAAAUGGAGAUAAAGAGCUCCAGCAACAAGUCAGAGGUCAGCAGAGGUCAAACUGUCUCCCUGCAGUGCAUCACUUCAACCUGCACCUUCACUCACCUGGAGGUCACCUGGAGGAAAGAUGGCCACGCCCUCCCAGGGAACGGCUCCGCCCUCCAGCUCGGCCCUCUGACCGCAAAGGAUUCUGGGAACUACAGCUGUGCUCUGACGAGUAACAUGGAGACCCAAUCUAAAGAAGCAGAGGGAGGGAAAAAUGUUAAUGAACUGGAUUUACUGUAACUCCUGAAAACAAAUGAGACGUUUAGCCUGUUGAAUGAACUGUGAUGUGUUGUUUUCCCUCUUGUUGUGCUUCCUGCAGCGUCUUGUGAUCAUAAGAGAAUCAUUUUCAUUUGAAGAAAUGUCAGUCUGCUGUUUUCAGCUCCUCUCAUAACGAGCUGUUUUAG